This is a messenger RNA of Coffea eugenioides, 2630 nucleotides long. RefSeq names its product cycloartenol Synthase. Gene Ontology annotation, molecular function: intramolecular transferase activity. The record is from RefSeq and is a predicted model, not a curated record. The transcript has 19 exons. Gene Ontology annotation, biological process: triterpenoid biosynthetic process. The coding region runs from base 136 to 2412 and encodes 758 amino acids. Gene Ontology annotation, cellular component: lipid droplet. Lineage: Eukaryota; Viridiplantae; Streptophyta; Magnoliopsida; Gentianales; Rubiaceae.
UUUUAAAAAGCCAAAUCCACCCACUUACUCCAUUUCCUUUUCAGUUUCCAUCACUCUCUUUCUGUCUCUCUCUCUCUCUCCGUUCUUCUUGGCCGUUUCCGUGGAAGAGGAGAUUUGUAAAGGAAAAGGAGGAAAAUGUGGAAGCUGAAGAUCGCGGAGGGAGGAAGUCCGUGGCUGCGGACGAUUAACGGCCACGUGGGCAGGCAGUUUUGGGAGUUUGAUCCGAACGCCGCCGUUUCGGAGGGAGAACUAGCCUCGAUCGAGGAGGCUCGCGAGAAUUUCCGCAUUAAUCGGUUCGAGAAAAAGCACAGCGCCGAUCUUCUCAUGCGUCUUCAGUUUGCACAGGAGAACACAAGUAUUGCAGUUUUGCCCAAAAUCAAAGUAAAGGAGAUAGAAGAUCUCACAGAAGAUAAUGUUGCCCAAACAUUAAGAAGAGCCAUCAGUUUCUAUUCAACUCUACAAACUCAUGAUGGGCACUGGGCUGGAGAUUAUGGAGGUCCAAUGUUUCUUAUGCCAGGCCUGAUCAUUACUCUAUCUAUCACUGGUGCAUUGAAUGCAGUAUUAUCCAAGGAACAUAAGCUUGAGAUGUGUCGUUACAUUUACAACCACCAAAACCCAGAUGGUGGGUGGGGAUUGCAUAUUGAGGGACCAAGUACCAUGUUUGGCUCAGUGUUGAAUUAUGUUACCUUGAGAUUGCUUGGUGAAGGGCCUAAUGAUGGAGAUGGCACAAUGGAGAAAGGGCGAAAGUGGAUUUUGGAUCACGGUGGUGCCACUGCAAUAACUUCUUGGGGGAAAAUGUGGCUUUCGGUACUUGGGGCAUAUGAAUGGUCUGGAAAUAAUCCUCUGCCACCUGAGAUAUGGCUUUUGCCUUAUGCUCUUCCAUUCCAUCCAGGAAGAAUGUGGUGCCACUGUCGGAUGGUUUAUCUACCAAUGUCUUAUUUGUAUGGAAAGAGGUUUGUGGGUCCAAUUACACCAACAGUUCUAUCUUUGAGAAAGGAAAUCCAUGCAGUUCCUUACCAUGAAAUUGAUUGGAAUCUAGCUCGUAACCAAUGUGCAAAGGAAGAUCUAUACUAUCCACACCCUCUAGUGCAGGAUAUACUUUGGGCAUCUCUUCAUAAAGGUUUGGAACCAAUUUUGAUGCAUUGGCCUGGGAAAAAGCUAAGAGAGAAAGCUGUUAGUGUUGCAAUGGAACACGUACAUUAUGAAGAUGAAAAUACUCGCUAUCUGUGCAUAGGUCCUGUGAACAAGGUCUUGAACAUGCUUUGCUGUUGGGUGGAAGAUCCAAACUCUGAAGCUUUCAAGUUGCAUCUAUCAAGAAUCUAUGACUACCUCUGGAUUGCUGAAGAUGGCAUGAAAAUGCAGGGAUAUAAUGGAAGUCAAUUGUGGGACACUGCAUUUGCUGUUCAAGCAAUCAUUUCCACAAACCUUGCUGAAGAAUAUGGUCCAACUUUAAGAAAAGCAUAUACAUUCAUUAAAAAUUCGCAGGUUCUGGAUGAUUGCCCAGGAGGUCUUGAUUCAUGGUAUCGUCACAUUUCAAAAGGUGCUUGGCCCUUCUCAACUGCAGACCAUGGUUGGCCAAUUUCAGAUUGCACUGCAGAGGGAUUAAAAGCAUAUCUCUCUUUGUCAAAAUUACCAUCAGAGCUUGUUGGUGAAACAAUAGAUGUCAAGAGAUUAUAUGAUUCAGUUAAUGUUAUCCUUUCAUUACAGAACAGUGAUGGUGGCUUUGCAACAUAUGAACUCACAAGAUCCUAUGCUUGGCUGGAGACGAUCAACCCUGCUGAAACUUUUGGUGACAUAGUCAUUGACUAUCCUUAUGUUGAAUGUACCUCGGCAGCAAUUCAAGCCCUGACUGCAUUUAAGAAAUUAUACCCUGGGCAUAGAAGAGAAGAAGUACAGCGUUGUAUUGAGAAAGCUGCUUUGUUUAUCGAAAAGAUACAAGCGACAGAUGGCUCUUGGUAUGGCUCUUGGGGAGUUUGCUUUACUUAUGGCUUAUGGUUUGGUGUAAAAGGUUUGGUGGCGUCUGGAAGGAACUUCAACAAUUGUUCUGCCAUCCGCAAGGCCUGUGACUUCCUUUUGUCCAAACAGAUCCCUUCUGGUGGUUGGGGGGAGAGUUAUCUAUCUUGUCAAAACAAGGUAUAUUCGAAUUUAGAAGGUAACAGGUCCCACAUGGUAAACACUGCAUGGGCAAUGCUGGCUCUUAUCGAUGCCGGACAGACUGAGAGAGAUCCAACACCGUUGCAUAUUGCAGCAAAGGUAUUGAUAAAUGCUCAAUUUGAGAAUGGAGAUUUUCCGCAAGAGGAAAUAAUGGGGGUUUUCAACAAGAACUGCAUGAUCACCUAUGCUGCAUAUAGGAACAUUUUCCCCAUUUGGGCUUUGGGAGAAUAUCGAACUCGGGUGCUGAAAACCACUUGAAUUACUGCUACUCCCUUCGCAAGAAUCUGGAAGUCAGUUUUCUCCAACUUCUUGAUUUGUAGUUUCUCUUCGUUGAGGGUUUCCCUUUUGUAUAAAUCACGUAUGCAGUUAUGGAUUCAACUUUCGAAAACUAUAACAACCAGUGAUAUUAUUAGCUAAUGAAUUGCUCCUCUUGUUGUUUGACCUUUGUAAUUUUUUCAUUAUUUCUUUCCUUUAAU